Sinocyclocheilus anshuiensis is the source of this 3174-nucleotide messenger RNA. RefSeq names its product protein translocase subunit SecA-like. NCBI's taxonomy places the organism in Eukaryota, Metazoa, Chordata, Actinopteri, Cypriniformes, Cyprinidae. Gene Ontology annotation, biological process: intracellular protein transport; protein targeting; protein import. Gene Ontology annotation, cellular component: membrane. Gene Ontology annotation, molecular function: ATP binding; protein binding. The record is from RefSeq and is a predicted model, not a curated record.
GAUGAGAUUGUGGAGGAAAUUCGUAAACAAGGAAAUACUGACGAAGAAAAUAUGGCACAAGUGAAAGAUAUUGUGUCCUCUGUGUCCGAAUGUGUAAAAGAUACAACACCACCACAUCUAGAAGGAAUAAAGCAAAAGUUAUGCAAGAUCUGCAAAGCAGUGCAAAAUAAGAGCAAGAACAGAAUAACACCUCGCCUGACUCAGAUGGUGAGCUGGUGCAUUCUGGUUCUUUCUAAAUCAAGUCGGCUGGUUCAGGUUGGAACAGGAGAAGGAAAGUCGUGCAUCGUGGCAAUGUUUGCAGCAUAUCAGGCUAUGAUGGGAAACACCCCUGAUAUCAUCUCCAGUUCUUCUGUACUUGCCGAACGAGACGCUAAAGAAUGGUUCAGUUCUCCUGUACUUGCUGAAAGAGAUGCUAAAGAAUGGUUUGACUUUUACAAGGAACUAAAUAUCACUGUUGACAUCAACAGCAACAAAACCAAACACAAAGAGCUGAAGAAGUGCUAUGAAUGUCAGGUGGUCUACGGUACGACUCAGAGUUCUGCAGGUGAUUUUCUGAGACAGCGCUUCCACAGAAACGAUGUGAGACCUAACAGAGAGUUUCAGUGUGUUAUAGUGGAUGAGGUGGACUCGCUAAUGCUGGACAAAGGUCUUGAAGUGGUCUACCUGAAUAGUAAUAUGCCUCUCAUGGAACCAUUAAAUGGAUUACUGGCUGAAAUUUGGUUUGUCAUCAACCAGCUGAAGUGUUUAGACUCUGGAGAGAUUUUAGGGCACAUUCAGCUCUUCUCUGAGGUUCUGUCUGAAAUCAUGCAUGAAAACAAAAACAUUGAUCAUCUCAGUAUUGUGCAGACAGCUGUGGACGCAGGAAUUAUACCUAUGAAAUCUUCAAGGCAAAACACAACAAAUGUUUUAAAACAACUAGAUAAUGCAAGUGUUGUGCAAAUGGUGGCUUUUUUAACCAUGUUCGUGGGGAAUUACACUGAGUAUUUCUUCAAAUUAUACCAGGAAAAAUCUGAUGGGAAACUGAAUGAAAUCAGUCCUGCAGGUACAAAUAAGAAACAAGAAAUAUCAGUUCUUCUUCUGGGAAAUGGAAAAUGUCGUGUUAUGCACUUUGAGAAGGACUCAGUAGUUACAUCAGUGGGGAAAAGGAUUAAAAUGUCUGAAUCAGUAAAGGUACAAAGUGAAUCUAAUAUCCCAGAGCUUCAAGACCUCAUUAAUGACAAGGCACAAACUUGGAUUGAAAAUGCUCUGGAAGCCAGCAAAAUGACUCUGGGCAAUGAAUAUGUUCUUCAUGGAGAUGGAGUCGCUCCUGUUGACUACAAAUGCACUGGUGUUGUACAAAACAACAUGAAAUGGGGGGAAGGACUUCAGCAGUUCCUGGAGAUGAAACACCAAACUAAACUUUCUAACAUGAGUCUAAUAACAAACUUCAUGUCUAAUGUAGGUUUAUUCAAGAAAUAUGCAAAUCAUGUCUAUGGGAUCACAGGAACUUUGGGUGACCAAACAGAGCUUGACAUGCUGAGGAAGCUCUACAAUGGCAUUGAGAUGUGUAAGAUUCCCUCAUUUAGACAAAGAAAACUUUAUGAGUUGGAGGGUUUGGUGAUAGCUGAAGAAGAUGAGUGGAUCAGGACCGUCUGUAAUGUUGUUAAACAUCAAGUGACCUCCACGGUCUAUCGAGGUCCACGAGCAGCUCUUAUCAUCUGUGAAACCAUCAAUCGUGCAGUUAACUUUCGCAAGACUCUUGCAGACACCAUUUCAAAAGACAGACUAAAACUCUAUGUUAAUAACAACAUGGAUAACUCUACAAUAAUAGAUAACAUAGUCCAAGCGGGGGACGUCAUCAUUGCAACUAAUCUUGCAGGUCGAGGAACAGACCUAAAGGUCAUUGAAAGUGUAAAUGAGGCAGGAGGUCUGUUUGUGGUGCAAACCUUCUUACCUCUGAACGUCCGUGUCGAACAGCAAGCAUUUGGACGAACGGCUCGUCAAGGGAGUCCAGGAUCUGCUCAACUCAUCAUGUGCGCCAGUCAUUUCUCUGACACUGUUAAACUAAUGAUGGGUGAAAACACAUCUCUCACCGACUUACUCAGCCAUCUGAAUAGUUUAAUACAGAAAUCACACAGUCUCAAAGAGAUUCUAUUUGAGGAAACUGUUAAUUACUACUUGGAAAAUCACAGCUCUCAGACUCAUGAUGCAAUGGUUUCUGCUCUGAUAGACCUCCUAACAAUAAAUUCAUUCCCAUCACAGGAAAGCAAUCUGGAAAAGGCAAAAGACGCCAGAAAUAUUCUGGUGAACAUCAGACUCUCUGGGUUUCUUGAAAAAGACAUUCCAGCAAUCAUGAAUAAGGAAGUUUUUUCUGUUUACCUUGAUGUUUUGGAUGGUGUUUAUGAAGAUGAUGUUUUUUCAGACCAGCGUGAUGUAAUCGUGUCCUCUUUUCAUGAGUGCUGGGGUUUGUGGCUCCUGAUGAACCUCAGUGAGGAAAAAAACACUGAGAUGAUGAAGGAACAGCUGAAGGUGGAUUUGUUGAGUGCAAAGCAGAAACUUUUCAAUAAACAAUCCCCAUCCUCCAUGGUAUAUUAUUACAUCAGGUCUGGGAACAAUCUCCGUGAAAAGGGACGUCUUACUGAAAGCAUUGAGAUGUACACAAAAGCUCUGAAGGAUGGCACAUCUGGGGAGAUUAUUCCUCUCUAUAAUCGUGCACUGGCCACUAUUAUGAAGAAAGACAUUGGUCAUAUCACUCAAGCACUGGCUGAUCUGGAAAAGGCUAACAAGGCAAUCGUUUCAUAUAGGUCAUAUCUGGCAUGGAUUCUGACUCGGAUUAAAUUAUCAAGUCGUGAGCCAGAAACAGAAGGCGAUACUUUGCUCACAAAGCAGUUUCAAAUUAAGUUUAUGAUUGUAGAUCUACUCAAGAUGAACAUUCAGGAUGCUGUAAUGAAGUUGAAGAGAGCUGAAAGCAUAGGAGGAGAUGUGAGCCUGACUGAAAAACACCCACUUUUUCUGGUUGCGCACAUUAUGCUUAGAUAUCCUGGACUUCUGAAUAAUCUUAUGAUGGAGUUUAUACAUACCAUGUCAUUGGGUCUUCAUGAAGUUUUUUCUUUAGACACCAUGUUUUCUGCCAGUGGCCUUUUGUCAAAAGUAUUAAAAUAUGUGAAUUAUAACAAAUUUCUCAAAGAUCCCUAA